GACGAGGGAGCAUGCGGACCUAUUGGGAGAGAGAGGGGUAGUUCAGUCCCGCUAUGGUCUUAGCAGCAGCGUCUCAGAGAGUAGUACCAGAUUACUGUGUUGUGCAGUAAUAGGCACCACAUAGCUAAAACCGCCAGCGGAACAAAUGAAAACUACGCUUUCAUGUGGAUUAAUUCUGGGGUGAGACAAUCAGUCGACGCGAGAAGCUUUCUAAGGGAAACAGGACCGACUGACAAGGACUGAGGCAUUAGCUGCUGUACGAUAACACCGCCGAAUGGUUUCUCUUGCUUAUCCGCUAAGGUUUCUGGCUAAAAGAAACAGCCAGUAAUGCACAUCUGCUCUGCAACCACACCCACUUCCUGCCUCUAGAGGAAGCGGCUGUGCCAGCAUGUCCUCCCAUCCCCAGUCUGUGCCGCCGGGCCGGAGGACUGGGCUGGACACACGGCAUCUGCCAAACCCUGCCACUCUACCACUACAGUUACAGCGGGCACACACGGAAGUGGGACUAGUUGACUACCACUCUCAUCAUGCCAGAGACUACAGUUCCCACCUAGCCCAGCCACAUCGCCGUCGGCCUUCCUUGCUCUCAGAGUUUCAACCUGGGAAUGAGAGAGGACAAGAGCAGCAUAUCCGCUAUGAGCACAUCUAUUUACCAGAUCCCAGCAGCCAAUCAGAGGCGGAGUAUGCAGAGAUCAAACGUCCUCGUUUAGACAUGGGACCAGAGUCUCUGAUGAGGCCCUCCUCCCACCGGACAGCAGUGCCUCUAGGAGGGGCUGAAGAUAUGACAAAGGAGCGUGGGAGUACCAUGGGCAAGAUAGAGCCCAUCUCCCCGGUGAGCCCGGACCAUAUGGACCCCGACUUGGAUCUGGUGCCGGCUCGCUUCUCCAAGGAGGAGCUGAUCCAGAACAUGGACCGUGUGGACAGGGAGAUCACCAUGGUGGAGCAGCAGAUCUGCAAGCUUCGCAAGAAACAGCAACAGCUGGAGCAGGAGGCUGCAAAGCCGCAUGAGCCAGAGCAACCCAUCUCCCCACCACCCAGUGAAGCCAAGCACCGCAGCCUGGUGCAGAUCAUCUAUGAUGAGAACAGGAAAAAGGCAGAAGAGGCUCACAGGAUAUUGGAGGGGCUUGGACCCAGGGUAGAACUGCCUCUGUACAAUCAACCUUCUGAUACCAAGCAGUACCAUGAGAACAUCAAAAUAAACCAGGCAAUGAGGAAGAAGCUCAUUUUGUACUUCAAGAGGAGAAAUCAUGCUCGGAAGCAGUGGGAGCAGAAAUUUUGCCAGCGCUAUGACCAGCUGAUGGAAGCCUGGGAGAAGAAGGUUGAGCGCAUUGAAAAUAACCCGCGGCGCAGGGCCAAGGAGAGCAAGGUGCGGGAGUACUACGAGAAACAGUUCCCAGAGAUCCGCAAACAAAGAGAGCUGCAGGAGCGCAUGCAGAGCCGUGUCGGGCAGCGAGGAGGAGGGCUGACUUCGUCUGCAGCUCGCAGUGAACACGAGAUCUCUGAAAUUAUUGAUGGAUUAUCAGAGCAUGAGAACACAGAGAAACAAAUGCGGCAGCUGGCAGUCAUCCCUCCUAUGCUGUUUGACGCUGAGCAGCAACGCAUAAAGUUCAUCAAUAUGAAUGGACUGAUGGAUGACCCUAUGAAGGUGUACAGGGAUCGGCAGGUUAUGAACAUGUGGAGCGAGCAGGAGAAGGACACGUUCAGAGAAAAGUUCAUCCAGCACCCCAAAAACUUUGGUCUGAUUGCAUCUUUUCUGGACAGAAAGACUGUGGCUGAGUGUGUGCUCUUUUACUACCUGACCAAAAAGAAUGAAAACUACAAGAACAUAGUGCGGAGGAACUACAGACGCCGUGGAAGAAGCCAGCAUAGCCAGCAGCAGCAACAGCAGCAGCAACAGCAAGUGAGCCGCAGCAGCCAGGAAGACAAGGAGAAGGAGGAGAAAGAGAAGGAGGGAGAGAGGGAUGAAGAAAAAAAUGAAGCUGAAGACAAGGAAGAUGGAAUGAAGGACGACACCUCUGGAGAAGAUGCAGAGGACAAAGAGCCCACUGUGGCUUUCAAGGGCCGACGCACAGCCAACAGCCAGGGGCGUCGCAAGGGCCGCAUCACCCGCUCUAUGACCACUGAAGUGGAGGAGACCACCACACCGCCCCUCAACAAUGAACUCGCCAAUCUGGAGAUGAAUGAGAGCUCUCGCUGGACUGAAGAAGAAAUGGAAACUGCCAAGAAAGGCCUUCUCCAGUAUGGUAGGAAUUGGUCCGCGAUCGCCAAGAUGGUGGGAUCAAAAACCGUGUCACAGUGCAAAAACUUUUACUUCAACUACAAGAAGAGGCAGAAACUGGAUGAGAUACUGCAGCAGCAUAAAAUGAAAUCAGAGAAGGAGCGAAAGGCUCGUCGUAGGGGCAAAUCCCUACAGAAUGAAGAGGCGAGUACCCCAUAUCCACCAGAGGAGGAGGAGAUGGAGGGUUCAGGAGCAAGUGGCAAUGAAGACGAGGCCCCCGAGGAUGGAGAAGGUGGAGCCAACAACAGCUCUGACACAGAGAGCUUGCCCUCACCGCACUCAUCUGAAGACAACAAGGCUAAGGAGGAAGGCUCAAACAGGUCAAAAGCCAACUCCAGCACUAACUCCAGCACUAACUCCAGCACUAACUCCAGCACUAACUCCAGCACUGGGGACAAGGAUGCAGCUGGGUCGGACACGGGCCAGGCGAGGGAUGAGAAACCUCCAGUCAAAGAAGAUGCUGACUCUACCAUCAAGCAAGAGAUAAAGACUGAGACAGGGGAACUCAACAAAGAGCAGCUGCAGCCAACACCACCCAGUGAUGCCACUGAUAAAAAACCUCCCACAACAGAGAUGGAUGAAGUCAAAAGCUCCACCAAGAGUUCCAAGAAGGACCAUGGGACCAAAACAGGCUCCCAUGGAGACAGUGACUCUAGUGCCACUUGCAGCGCUGAUGAAGUGGAGGAGACAGACAACACAGAUAAGAACAGAAUGGCGUCUCCACGGCCAAGCCUACUGAACUACUCUCAUGAUGGGGUCAUGUCCUCCCCACUGCAGAAACCCAUGGACCUGAAACAGCUCAAACAGAGGGCUGCUGCUAUACCACCUAUUAUGCCAGAGGCCUCCAUACAGGGCAGUCAGUGGAGUGGGGGAGGCAAGGCAGUGCUCCCCCCCCAUGCCCUGGCACUGUACCAGCAACAGAUUACCAUGGCUCAUGGGGAGUCCUCUCAGGAGGUCAAACAGCAGCAACAGCUUUCCAGCCACCCGGGCCAACAGCAGCCAUACACCCCACAGGCCGACAGAGACAGGGAGAAUCUCCACAGCAGCAGCCCUCGUGUUUGCUCACACAGCCCCUCCACUAGUGACAAGGAUGAGCUGGAAGGCAACGAGAGGUGGUUACUGACCCUCCUGCAGGGAUUAAAAAAGUCCCGGGCUUUCUCUCCACAUGGUGAAGCCAAGAAGCAGACACUGGGCCCAGAUGACCUGAGGACCUCGAACUUGGGUUGCCCAGUUCUCUCCCCCAUGUCUCCACGCGACAUGGCCAAGAUCAGUCACGACCAGCACUUGGUCCACUUCAGCUCCUACCAGCAAGGAAGCCACUCCUCACUUCCCUGUCUGCCACAGGACAGUAGGCUAGCAGCAGUGAGGCCCCUCACAAUGCCAGAGCCACCACCUCUCAUUUCCUCCUCUAAGCCAGGGGGCUCCAUCACACAGGGCACUCCGGUGCAGUUGCACAGCCCAGCUCAUGGUUUGGACCAUGGGAAGAUGGCCCCCACACAGAUGGGACUGUCUUGGAUGGAUCAGCGGAAAGUUGCAGGUCCUUUCCCCAUGGUGAAGCAGGAACAGUUGUCCCCCCACAGCUCAUCCUCCCAAGCUGACAGCCUGUCGACGCAGGGGACACCUCUUGAUGGCACUACUGGACGUGCUUCGAUUCCAGCUGUUCAGGGUGGUAGUAUCACUAAGGGCAUCCCUGGGACCAGAAUGCAUCCAGAUUCCUCAGUCUCUUACCGAGGGGGCUCCAUUACUCAGGGUACACCGGCUGAUGUGCUGUAUAAGGGAACCAUAACCCGUCUGAUCACAGAGGAUGGUGCUAGCCGAGCUGACAGAGAGCGUGAUGAGGUGCUGUCUAAAGGGCACCUAGUCUUUGAAGGCAGCAGUGGGCACAUUCUCACAUUUGAUCGCACUGCUUCUCAGACCCCUAAAGAUGAGGGCAGAGGCCCUGGGCAGCCUAGUGAGAUUCUGGGCCUGAAACGUCCUUAUGAUGCUAUGGAGGGAGGCAUCUCUAGAGGACUGCCUAUGAGGGAAUCACUGUCUACUGCCAACUGUGAAGGUCUGAUUGGUCGAGCCAUGCCUCAUGAUAGGGACAGUCCACACCACACACCUUACAAGGAUGCUCACCACAUCCGAGGUUCCAUCUCACAAGGUAUACCUCGUCAUCUGGACCCUCAGGAUGGAUACCUGAGGAGGGAAGCUAAGCAGAUGAAGAGAGACAUCUCCCCGCCGCGUGGGUCUAGUUCGCUGUCUGACCCAGUGAAGGGCAGAGAGACCAUGGUCCCCACGGUGAAGGAGGCUGGACGGUCCAUCCACCUCAUUCCCAGAGAGGAGCUAAGACAGCCUGCCAAGGAGGGCAUCAUAACACAGGGAGCACCCAUGAAGCAGGAUGCAGCUGGUUCAGGGAAACGUCAUGAUGUCCGCUCCAUCAUAGCCAGUUCACCACGUUCCUACCACAACCCACCCUCCCAACUGGAGAUGCGUGCUGAGAGGGGCCGCUAUGAAGAGGCACCAAAAGGGCGCCCCAGUGCAGUGCUCAGUUCGGCAAGCCCCAUAGCCCGCUCUUCUCCCCUUACCCCGGGGUCAGAGCAGGUAGGCAAGGCUCAUCAUAGCCCAGUGGGCUACGAGGACAAAGGCACGUUAAGAACCCCUUACCCUGGACCCCACCAUCGUGGCUCCCCUCUCUCCAGGGAGGGAAACCAAAGGCAGCAUGAUGGCUCCAGUAAGAAUCCGUCUCAGGAGCGCAGAGCCACACCAACCCCCAGGGAGACGAGUGCCACCAAAUCACCACUCCCUGGUGUCCCUGAUCCACAGACCUAUGAGCGUCUACUGCAGGGUCCUGGACCUGCAGAAGUAUACCAUCAAAUUCCCUUAGCCUUUGAUCCUACAGCACUGCCCCGUGGCAUCCCUAUUGACCCAGCAGCCUACUACUUGCCUCGCCACCUAGUCCCCAACCCAGCGUACCCCCAUGCCUACCCCUACAUCCUCCGUGGCUUUCCUGACACUGCAGCGCUGGAGAACCGCCAGACGUUGCUCAACGACUACAUCACCUCCCAGCAGAUGCACCAGUGGCCUGCAGCUGCUGCCAUGGCCCAGCGUUCAGAUCUGUUGAGGGGCCUGACUCCGCGAGAUCAGCCCCUUCCUCUGCCUUACUCUGCAGCCUCACGUGGGAUCAUCGAUCUUUCUCAAGUGCCGCACUUACCAGUCCUGGUCCCUUCGUCUGCAGGGACAGGCGGCUCCCCCAUGGAUCGCAUCACCUAUAUCCCCGGGGGCGCUACUUUCUCCGGCAGGCCUUACACCACCUCGCCCAUCUCACCUGUUGGCUCGUCACACAUAAAUAAGAUGCAAAGCGCAUCAUCAUUUUCAGAGCGAGAACGGGAGAGGGACCGAGAGAGAGACAGAGAACGAGAGAGAGAAAGGGAGCGUGAACGGGACCGUGAACGGGACCGUGAACGGGACCGUGAACGGGACCGUGAACGGGACCGUGAACGGGACCGGGACAGAGAGAGAGACCGAGAGCGUGAUAGAGAAAAGGGUGGGUCUCUUGGAAAUGUAGAGCACGCCCCCAUCUGGCGACCAGGUACAGAGCACAGUUUGGCAAGCAGCAGUAGUAGUGUGAGACCUGCUUCCCAACCAUAUAGCCACCAACACUCCCCAGUGUCACCUCGCAACCAGGAGAAUGUGCAGCAGAGGCCGAGUGUCCUGCACAACACUGGGGGCAAGAGUCUUUCUGUCAACGAACAUUCUAGCUCAUCUGUGUUACGGUCCAUGCCCACAGGGCCAGCCCGCUACCAGGGUUACCCCGGCCACCUCCAAAAGACAGGGGUGCCUGCUGAGGCCUACCCACCUGCCAUGGACUCAAGUAUAGCCAAAGAGCAGAGUCGUGAUGGAGGCAAAAACAGGGGCAGUCUACUCAAGGACCAGCAUGGAUCCUCCAGCAAAUCUGACCCUAAGCUGUCCAGCCCCAGUAUAGGAGGACUGUACCCAGGCUCCUAUCCCUCAGCUUCAAGCUGGCCCCAACACCUGCUGCCUCCCCAGUCGGAUAAUGCUCAGGGCUGUGGAGAAAGCAGUACACCUAGUAGGGAAAAGACUCAAAACAAACCGAUGUCCAUUCAGGAACAAGAACUCCGAGCACUCGUCUCAGCUCAACAGAAGAUGGAGCCACUCAGUCUGUACCGUCCUCCGUCUGAGGAGAGACUGUCUCCAGGCCAACAGCCGCCUUCCCCCUGUGUUAAAGGCAGCCAGAGGGUGGUCACUCUGGCACAACACAUCAGUGAGGUGAUAACUAAAGACUACACCAGGCAGAACCAGCAGCAGCAGCAACAAAGCUACCGUGGCUCUCCUGUCCUGGACUUGACCCGUCCACCCAGUGCCUCCCAGCCCCCACCCACAUCACAGGAGUCUGCCCAAGGGCCCCGAUAUCCAGAGGGCCUUGGUGGAGAAUGCAGCAGAGACCGGUCUCCUCAGCCCAAAACAUCACCUGUCAGUGUCUCAAAUGAUGGCAUUGAACCAGUGUCUCCUGCUGGAGCCAACUCGGAGCCUGAAGACCUGGGAGGGGACUUCUACCCCAACGAGCAGGGAGAGCAAGGAAUGGGCUCCCAUUCUCCCCUGAAUCCCUCCCAGCCUCCAGCUUUCUUCAGCAAGCUGACAGAGAGCACCUCAGCUAUAGUGAAGUCAAAGAAACAGGAGAUGAUCAAGAAGAUGACUGUGGUGGGAACCGAUGCUGAUUUCAAUGCUGGGCAGCCAGGGACAGAGAUCUUCAAUAUGCCAGUGUCUACAACUGCAGGACCUGUGAACGUCCGCACCCACCCAGCUCCAGAGACUCCAGGUAACUCGAUAGGCCUGGAGGCCAUUAUAAGAAAGGCCUUAAUGGGCAAAUAUCACGAUCAGUCUGAGGAACGCUCUCCAUCCAAUGCUGCUACCCCGAUGGGUUCCAGUGUGUCCACUGGUAUGCCUGUAGCUGACGGACGUGCCGAAGACUGUUUCUUACAAGGUGGGGGAAAGUCCUCAAAGGGCAUUGGCCGCUCUAAUGGACGCAAGGCCAAGUCUCCAGGACCAGGCCUGUCAGGGGGAGAGAGACCGUCCUCUGUGUCUUCAGUCCACUCAGAGGGAGACUGCAACAGACGGACUCCUCUGACCAACCGUGUGUGGGAGGAACGACCUUCAUCUACAGGUUCAACACCAACUCCCUUUCCAUAUAACCCGUUGAUAAUGCGCUACCCCAGUGGACCGGUGUCUACUCACUCUCCCUCCCCCGGCCAGCCGGGGGGCCAGGCCCUGGGGUCAGCACCUGGUCAGGGCCGCUCUUGGGAGGAUGAGCCAAAGCCUCUGCUCAUGUCUCAGUAUGAGACCCUGUCUGACAGCGAGUGACCCGAAAUGCCACCGUGUAACAGGACCCUCUUAACAGUCAACACCUUCAGUGCUGCUGCAGCCAAACACACACAUACACACACCUGCUGAGGCAUCUGCAAAGCUACCCACACCAUUCCACUCUGCAUUUCCUCCAUCAGUACUCAAGCAAGGGUCGUGUUGACACCAAGCAUCGAUGAGCUUGAAUACUGCUGCUCCGUGUGUGCCUGUGUGUAUGUUUGCGCUUAUGUGUUAUGCAUUCACUCCAGGAGUACUCUAAAGGACAAAUCACUUAAAAAAAAAAUAAAUAAAUAAAAAAAUAACUUUACUACUUUUCCUCACUGGCCUUAUCAAUACAGACACAUUGACCUGCACCUUUUGGGUGAAUCACUCUAAUGUGCUGACACUCGUAUGGAAGGGACUCUGAGGUUGUAUCGUUGCUCUGGUCAGGAGCCUGACGACGGCUGCUCUAGUGACAGAUAUUGACUGCAGAUCUGACCUGAGUUCGGCAACUUACAGCGAGGACCGUCUCACAUUUGUUCACGGUGAACUCCAGGUGCCGGCGGCCUGUGCACUGCUACCACUACAAGAAUACGUAUGAUGAGAAUGGAGGAGAAUCAGCAUCCUGUUUUUCUUGUUUUGGUUCUUUCUUUUUCUCCUUUGACUUCAGUCAGUCCAGUCCUGUGUUUGGAACGUGAGCUGAGACCUUUAGUACAUUUUGAUGGUGAACUUUUGAUGGUGUCAUUUAUUGUCUCUUAUCUGAAUGAUGUAUCUUUUUUCGGGGGACGGGUGUGGGAGACAGAGAUUGUUAUGUGAGAGGGUCAUAUCAUUGGUUUACAGGGUAAGCAUGCUGUUCAUUGCUGAUAUCAUAUUUUAGGGAGGGUCCUGGAGAACGGCGAAGGCCUACUGACUUCAGGCAUCUGCGUGCAAAGAGAUGACUUGCCAGAUGGAUGGCACUGAGACAAGUGACACUUUCUCACUGUGUUGAUAUUAACCAUGUCUGUGUUUGUUGAAACAGUUUUUGGGUAUUAAGCACUUAGUUGUCAGUCUGUUCACAAUGGCAUCUUUUAGAAUCUCUGUUUCCUGGGGCAGGUGAAAAUUGGACUCAAGAGCAUCAUACUGUGGAGGUAUCCUUUAACACCUGUUUAUUUCCACACUCAAAGUGACAAUCAAAUGACGACUAAGCCGCUUCGAGCAGGUGCAGACUGACCGCAAAGCUGCUUAAAGGCAAAUUCCUCUGCAUCACUCAGAGUUUGCUUCCGUUGUGACAAAAAAAACACAAAAAGCCAUCUUUCUAUGAGCCUUGGUCCAUGGCAGUGUCCGCUUCAGCUGGCCUGCAAGAAUCCCUUCUAAGAGCUGUUGUGAUGGUCUGACCUCUGACCUUUUAUUACCCAGAGGAGGAGCUGAGACUCAACUCCUCAUCCAGGCCGAUUUUGUACAGUUAUGAGAUAUUCCUAGUGUUAAGUGCCAUUUAUUUUACAUAUUGUAUACUGUACUGAAGUUACCAAGUGACCCACAAUUUUUCUUUUAGUCCCCCCAUGCCAGGCUUUAUACUGUCCACACAGGGACAUCUGAAAACAAAAGCAAGUUAAACAUCUUUUUUUCCACCAAAUCCAUCACAGCCUUAGCUUUUAACAGUUUCACUCAUGUAUCUUGUAAACAAGACAAUGCUGUAUCACAGGACAGCUUACCUGGGCUUACAUCAAGAGCUGUAUGUCGUAGUAGGAGACGUAUUGUGUACUUCCAUCACCUCCUGCAUUUGUACAGGCUAGAAGAAGUCAAAGGGAAGGCAUUUGAAAGCAUUGUGGUAGUUUUAUGUGACAUUAGUUGACUUUUUUUUUUUUUAAGUAUUUUAAAGGUCAGCCUUCUUUAAAUGAUGUGAAAUGUUUCCAGCAUGUGACCUUCUGAGUGACCAGGGACAUUUUCUGUUCUUGGACUGAACGCUGAAAUGAUGGCAGUGACCUGUUUAGUUGUCUAGACGAGCUCAACGCUAUCUGUAGUUUAUUUUUGUCACAACACAAACAAGACUGUUACAGGACUACCUCCUCUCCCUCCUUCAUGCUACCUGUUGAUGGUGAGGCGUCCUGCAUGCCACACCUGCAGAAAGCUCAUCUCAGCAGUGUUUUAGCUCUUAUUCUGUCCAGACUGAUGAAGGGUUUGUAAUUUCAUCAGGCAAGGCAAAACUAUAACCAGGCUAUGUACAUUGGUCUCAUUGUAUGUCUAUCAUGUAUUCACUGAUGAAAUAGAAGAAUGUGACGGUCAACAGCCAUAUCCA
Molecule: messenger RNA, 9893 nt
Organism: Monopterus albus (swamp eel)
Lineage: Eukaryota; Metazoa; Chordata; Actinopteri; Synbranchiformes; Synbranchidae
Gene: ncor2
Product: nuclear receptor corepressor 2
Exons: 47
Coding region: 389-7639 (2416 amino acids)
Biological process (GO): negative regulation of transcription by RNA polymerase II
Cellular component (GO): chromatin
Molecular function (GO): transcription corepressor activity
Source: RefSeq, a predicted model, not a curated record